GCCUAUACUAUUUGGAUUCUUACUCUUUCAACACAAAAGCUCUGAGAUCUAAAGAUGGACUCGCUGUUGAACACCACGGAUUACUACCCUUCCGUUAACGCCACUAACGGCUCCGGUUUGAACGACACAGAGGGCUAUAACCAGUUCGUACAGCCGGUGUGGCAGAUCGCUCUCUGGGCCAUCGCCUACUGCAGCAUGGUGUGCGUCUCCGUGAUCGGUAACCUGGUUGUCAUCUGGAUCAUCCUCGCGCACAAACGCAUGAGGACCGUGACCAACUACUUUCUGGUGAACCUAGCCUUUGCAGAGGCGUCUAUGUCUGCCUUCAACACAGUGAUAAACUUUGCCUACAGCGUCCAUAACGAGUGGUACUUUGGUUUGGGCUACUGUCGCUUCCAUAACUUUUUCCCCAUUGCAGCGGUCUUCACCAGCAUAUACUCCAUGACCGCCAUAGCACUGGAAAGGUACAUGGCUAUCAUCCACCCCCUGAGGCAGAGGUUGUCUUCAGCAGAGACCUGUGUAGUGAUCGGAGUGAUCUGGGUGUUAGCUCUACUGUUGGCCUUCCCCCAGUACUACUACUCAGCUACUGACCAGCUGCCUGGUAGGACUGUCUGUUACAUCCAAUGGCCUGAAUACACCAAUGACACAACCAUGGACUUCAAUAAGAUGUACUCUGUGUCUGUGGUGUUGCUGUACUACUUCCUGCCGCUGUGCAUUAUGGGAUGUGCCUACCUGGUGGUGGGCUUGUCCCUGUGGGUGGGGACUAUCCCUGGAGACUCCACCCACCGCUACCGAGAGCAGCUAAUCGCCAAACGCAAGGUAGUGAAGAUGAUGAUCGUGGUGGUGUGUACUUUUGCAGUGUGCUGGCUGCCUUACCACAUCUACUUCCUGCUCCAUCAGUUCCACCCUGACCCCAUGCAGCUGUUUGAAUGGCGCUACAUCCAACAGGUCUACCUGGCUGUCCUGUGGCUGGCCAUGAGCUCCACCAUGUACAACCCUAUCAUCUACUGCUGUCUCAACGACAGGUUCAGGGCAGGCUUUCAGCAGGUGUUCUGUUGGUGUCCGUGUGUUCCUGCCACCUCCUACGGGGGACUGGAACUCAAGUCCACCCGCUACCUACAGACCCAGGUGAGUGUGUACCGGGCCAGCCGGAUGGAGACCAGUAUGUCGACAGUUCUGCAGCCCACUGAGGAGGAGCGCUGUGGGGCAGAGCAGCCAGCUAGCCCCCCUAUCAUCCAGACAACCCUGGAGCUCACCUCCACCUCCAACGGCUCAGCCUCACGAUCAGCCCUUAACUCCCCCGACAGCCCUUACUACGGCAGACAUAACAUGGCCUAGUGGCAUAACAAACACCUAACUGGAUUAGUCGUGGUUUAAUCUCACUUAACCCAGAACUAAAAUGUUGCGUAAUUUGGUCAGCUGCUCGAUUAGGUUCUGGGGGAAGCGUGUUAGAAAUUGAGAUUUCAGUUUUGUCUCCACCCUCGCAAAAGGAAAAUCUCAGUCAACGCCCCCCACCCCCUUCUGAUAUUUUCACCUGUGUUUAUCAUCUGUCGAAGUGAAGCAGUUUAAGCACCGCCUUCACCCAAUCCUGAUAUGUCCAAAUAAGCAGUGAUGAAAACCCAAGCCCCGGAACUAAUGCUGCUCAUAAUCUCACACAUCCCAUAGCAUGCCGACAGAUCUACCGUACCAGUUAUGUUUAGGUACUGUCCACGAGAGAUUAUACGUGGUUUAGUGCACUAUAGCCUGGGCUAGUGCUCUAUUCUCACACAUUCGAAUGCUGACACAACAUCGGCUAGGGCAGCCUCAAUUGGUCAGGGCAGCAGGUAGCUUAGUGGUUAAGAGAGUGGUGCCAGUAAUCGAAAGGUCGCUGGUUCU
This is a messenger RNA of Coregonus clupeaformis (lake whitefish), 1872 nucleotides long. Its product is annotated as substance-P receptor-like. Gene Ontology annotation, molecular function: substance P receptor activity. NCBI's taxonomy places the organism in Eukaryota, Metazoa, Chordata, Actinopteri, Salmoniformes, Salmonidae. Bases 55 to 1335 code for a protein of 426 amino acids. Gene Ontology annotation, biological process: G protein-coupled receptor signaling pathway; positive regulation of flagellated sperm motility. The transcript has 7 exons. Gene Ontology annotation, cellular component: sperm midpiece; plasma membrane. The record is from RefSeq and is a predicted model, not a curated record.